Manihot esculenta (cassava) is the source of this 2959-nucleotide messenger RNA. RefSeq names its product WD repeat-containing protein PCN-like. Bases 216 to 2672 code for a protein of 818 amino acids. Gene Ontology annotation, biological process: meristem maintenance; meristem growth. Lineage: Eukaryota; Viridiplantae; Streptophyta; Magnoliopsida; Malpighiales; Euphorbiaceae. Gene Ontology annotation, molecular function: protein binding. The transcript has 11 exons. The record is from RefSeq and is a predicted model, not a curated record.
UCGCCGCGCUUAAACCCUCAAAAACCUAGUUGCACACUGCGUCUCCUCUGAUGCCCUUUCUCUCCCUCUCUUCUCCUCCGUGGCUCCGUCUUUGCCAGGCGCUUCUAAGCUCCGUCCGAUCAGAGAUUUUAUUCCUUUUUUCGGACCUUCAGCUAAUAUAUAGGUGGAUAGAAAGGAGAUUUUUGGUGUAGUUUUUGUUGUUCUAUCCAACCGAAAUGCUCGAAGCUGCUUACAGGAACAGCUCAAUCCAGUGGAAGCCAUCUCCUGUUGUAGCUCUAGCCACCAGCGCAGAUGACUCCCAGGUCGCUGCUGCUCGUGAGGAUGGCUCACUCGAGAUUUGGCUUGUGUCUCCUGGCUCCGUUGGCUGGCACUGUCAGCUGACUAUUCAUGGAGACCCUAAUUCGAGAGUUUCAUCACUCGUUUGGUGUCGAGAUGGCUCAAAAGGAUUGCCUUGUGGCAGGUUGUUCUCGUCAAGUAUUGAUGGUUCAGUUUCGGAAUGGGAUCUUUUUCACUUGAAGCAGAAGACUGUCCUAGAGUCAAUUGCUGUCUCAAUUUGGCAGAUGGCAGUGGAACCUUCUAGUAAUCCACCAAGUCAAAAAGAUCUUAAACCCAAGAACGUUGAAAAUGGAUAUUUAAAUAAUAAACAGAAUGAUACUGAUGAUUAUCCAUUCAGUGAAAGUGAAGAUGAUUCAGACUCUGAUGAACCUCACGAGCAAUCCGUUGUUGAGGAUCCACGCGUAGCAAUUGCUUGUGAUGAUGGCUGUGUGCGGAUAUACACUAUUCCUGACUCAGAUGAAUUAAUAUAUAAUAAAACGUUGCCAAGGGUCAGUGGGCGAGUUUUAAGUGUGGCGUGGAGUGCUGAUGCAAGUAAGAUAUAUUCAGGGAGUAGUGAUGGAUUUAUAAGGUGCUGGGAUGCUAAAGUGGGUCAUGAGAUGUACAGGAUUACAGUUGGGCUUGGUGGCGUGGGUAGUGGACCUGAACUUUGUGUAUGGUCCUUACUUGCUCUGAGAUGUGGGACCCUUGUUAGUGCAGACAGUGCUGGUAGUGUUCAAUUUUGGGACUCUCAGCAUGGGACACUGUUGCAGGCACAUUCUUCUCACAAAGGGGGUGUGAAUGCUCUGGCAGCUGCUCCUAGUCAUAACAGGGUGUUCUCCGCUGGAUCUGACGGUCAGGUUAUUCUUUAUAAGCUUUCUAGUGAGACGGUUGGAUCUAGUGAAGAUGUGUCUGCAAAAGUGAUGAAGAAAUGGGUAUAUGUUGGUUAUGUAAGAGCUCACACGCAUGAUGUUAGGGCAUUGACAGUUGCGGUGCCAAUCAGUCGGGAAGAUCCGUUGCCUGAUGAAAAGGUAAAAAGACCUCGUAGUAGAAAGAGGCCCAUUGAUUUUAGUUAUCGUAAGUGGGCCCAUCUGGGAGUUCCCAUGCUGAUCUCUGCUGGUGAUGACACAAAGCUGUUUGCCUAUUCUGCCAAGGAAUUCACCAAGUUCUCUCCUCAUGAUAUCUGCCCUGCACCACAGAGAGUGCCUAUUCAGUUAGUUCUUAAUACUGUAUUCAACAGGAAUUCUUUGCUUCUAGUUCAAGGAUCUUAUUGGCUAGAUAUUCUCUGUGUUCGUGUGAAAAGUGGGAUCAUGCCAGAUGCUGGUCCUGGCCCCUCUAGUGGUUAUGCAAAUACGGAUUUGCUGGCUCGAAUUAAAACUAAAGCAUCUCGGAAGAUCAUAUGCAGCACCAUUUCUAAUGCGGGAACAUUGUUUGCUUAUUCAGACCAUGUUAAACCCAAUCUUUUUGAAUUGAAGAAGCAUAGUGGCAAAACUGCUUGGGCUGUUAAUAAAAAGCAACUUCCUCAGAAAUUACCAUAUGCUCAUUCCAUGAUUUUUAGUUCUGAUUCUUCUAGGCUGAUGAUUGCAGGGCAUGAUAGAAGAAUAUAUGUUGUGGACGUGGGCAGCUUGGAACUAGUACAUACUUUCACCCCUCAGCAUGAAGAAUGUGAUGAGGAAUUACCACCCACUGAGCCCCCUAUAACUAAAAUGUUCACCAGUGGUGAUGGACAGUGGUUAGCUGCUGUCAAUUGCUUUGGAGAUGUAUAUAUUUUUAAUCUGGAGACGCAAAGGCAGCAUUGGUUUAUAUCAAGAUUGGAUGGUGCCUCUGUUACAGCUGGUGGUUUUCCUCCUCAAAAUAACAAUGUUCUUGUAGUCACCACCUCUUCAAACCAGGUUUAUGCAUUUGACGUGGAGGCAAAACAGUUGGGAGAAUGGUCCAUGCGGCAUACAUUUGUUCUGCCCAGGAGAUACCAAGAAUUUCCCGGGGAGGUUAUAGGGCUCUCAUUCUUACCUUUAUCAAGUCCACCUUCUGUUAUCAUUUACAGUGCCAGGGCAAUGUGCUUGAUUAACUUUGGGAUGCCAGUCGAUCGCGAGGAGGACAAUGAUUUGAUAAACAGUCAGCAUUCUCCAUUCAAGAAGUUACAAAAUACUCUUCUUAACGGGAAAUUGAAGCGGAGGUUAAAAGACUGUCAAACAGAGGUUAAACAUCCAAAAAAUUUUGAAUUUCUCGCAUUCAGAGAUCCUGUUUUAUUUAUUGGAAACCUUUCUGAAAAUUCAAUCUUGAUUAUGGACAAACCAUGGAUGGAUGUGGUUAAGAGUUUGGAUGCCGCUCCUGUACACAGACAUAUAUAUGGGACAUAACUGCUGUGUUGUUGUCUUUAGUAGUUUACAGCCUCAGAUGGGAGAAUGCAGAAGUGGCAAUUGAUCCCAAAAUUUUGACAAUACUAUAGAGUUUUUCUACACUGGAUAUUGGGUGAGUUUUGGUGGGGCCGGGGUUGAGAUAUUCCAGGGCAUGUUGUCAAUUGUAUCACUAAAAUAAUUCUGACCUGUUAAAAAGUAGCAUUUUUUUUUCUUUUAGCAUAUUUUUCUUUGUACCAUUUUGAAAUUCAUAUGUUUGAUCAGUAAGUGCGUAAAUUCCUUGCAUUCAA